AUGAUCUAUCCAUGUCACCGUGAUUAUGCGAGUUCAGCCUCUAAACCUCCUGUAUUUUUAAGCCGCAGUUUUGUGCAAAUUAUCCUCGAAAUAUCGUAUUCUUAUUUUUAUAAAAAAAUGUUCGAUUCAUUGCCACUUAAAUGCCUUUCCUUUAAAGCUUUUGAUAAAACUUAUGCCAGUUUUAAAAGGGAAAUUUGUGAACGUUUUUCCCCAUUCGCCUUGCCUUUAUGCGGUUGUGUAGGAAUCCAAGCGAAAAAGUCUUUGCACCAACAAGUUUCUACAAAAAAAGCCAAAAAACUACAAAAAUGUGAAGACCAGGUAGCAAAAGAGAACUCAGCUAAAAUAACACUUGGAAAUUGA
Molecule: messenger RNA, 360 nt
Organism: Echinococcus granulosus
Lineage: Eukaryota; Metazoa; Platyhelminthes; Cestoda; Cyclophyllidea; Taeniidae
Exons: 3
Coding region: 1-360 (119 amino acids)
Source: RefSeq, a predicted model, not a curated record